AUGACUGGUGGUCGGCAGCGGUGGACUCUAGCGCCUAUGCCGGUCGAGUGGGAUGUUGGGUAUGUGUUGAGGGGCGCUUGCUGGAUGGAGAGACCGAGGAGAAAGGCGGCGAGAGAGAGGGAGAAAGAGCGCGGCAUGGAGGGGGAAACCGACGGUACCCCCGUGCGUUGUUGGCAGUGCCCGGUUUCGAAGCUCGUCGUCGUCGUCAUUGUUACCUUCGCUCUCGUCCGCGGUGUUUGUCGUGUGACGGACGGACGUCGGCGACGUCACGUUGAAAAAACGGAGAGCCCGGCUCGUCGGGUUUGGUGCGCGAAGUUAUUCGUCGUUGUGGUUCAUGGUGCGAGCGAGGUGCUCGGUGAGGGGAACUCGGUGAAAAUGGUGCAUCGAACGCAGCGGCAACAUCAAUCCGCGGCAGUGCACCAGCAGACGCAGUCGACGCAGGCGGCAGCCGCCGGUACGACGACUGCCACGAGGAAAUCGGUCGGAGUGAUGGGCAGCAGACGAAUAUUCGCGCCGACAUUUAAGUUGAAAGUUCUCGAUUCGUAUCGCAACGACAUCGACUGUCGCGGCAAUCAGCGGGCCACCGCGAGAAAGUACGGGAUUCAUCGACGUCAGAUACAAAAGUGGUUACAGUGCGAGGAGACCCUGCGUAACAAUUGCGGCGACACUAGCAACAGCAACAGCAACAACAACAACACCACUGCCGUCGUUGCAACGGCCACGGUGAUCUCGUCGACGGGUGUUUCCAAGCCGGACGGUACCGUGACGGAAGCCACGGGGCCUGCCGUGACUCCAGCCGCGCCGGCCUUGAACCUCAGCCUGGCCAGACUGCACGGCGACGAGCUGGCUACACAGCAAGGGCCCCCACCUCUUCUUCCUCAUCCUCCUCACGGUGGUGCACCCUCGUCGCCCCAAUACGUGGCUCAAUGCGCCACGACUCCUGCGAUGCCUGUCCGCUAUCCGGAGUAUACCAUCAAUCAAGAGCAACGUCAUCUUCGUCGCGAGACGGACGNAUACGGCCGGCCGGAACGCCGAGAAGGUACCCCCGUGCGUUGUUGGCAGUGCCCGGUUUCGAAGCUCGUCGUCGUCGUCAUUGUUACCUUCGCUCUCGUCCGCGGUGUUUGUCGUGUGACGGACGGACGUCGGCGACGUCACGUUGAAAAAACGGAGAGCCCGGCUCGUCGGGUUUGGUGCGCGAAGUUAUUCGUCGUUGUGGUUCAUGGUGCGAGCGAGGUGCUCGGUGAGGGGAACUCGGUGAAAAUGGUGCAUCGAACGCAGCGGCAACAUCAAUCCGCGGCAGUGCACCAGCAGACGCAGUCGACGCAGGCGGCAGCCGCCGGUACGACGACUGCCACGAGGAAAUCGGUCGGAGUGAUGGGCAGCAGACGAAUAUUCGCGCCGACAUUUAAGUUGAAAGUUCUCGAUUCGUAUCGCAACGACAUCGACUGUCGCGGCAAUCAGCGGGCCACCGCGAGAAAGUACGGGAUUCAUCGACGUCAGAUACAAAAGUGGUUACAGUGCGAGGAGACCCUGCGUAACAAUUGCGGCGACACUAGCAACAGCAACAGCAACAACAACAACACCACUGCCGUCGUUGCAACGGCCACGGUGAUCUCGUCGACGGGUGUUUCCAAGCCGGACGGUACCGUGACGGAAGCCACGGGGCCUGCCGUGACUCCAGCCGCGCCGGCCUUGAACCUCAGCCUGGCCAGACUGCACGGCGACGAGCUGGCUACACAGCAAGGGCCCCCACCUCUUCUUCCUCAUCCUCCUCACGGUGGUGCACCCUCGUCGCCCCAAUACGUGGCUCAAUGCGCCACGACUCCUGCGAUGCCUGUCCGCUAUCCGGAGUAUACCAUCAAUCAAGAGCAACGUCAUCUUCGUCGCGAGACGGACGAUCGCGUCCAGGAAUCCGUCCACGACUACAGGGACACCGAACAACAACAGUCUAGGUACUACAUCACGAAUACGGAUGGAAAUCAUCGGGAGAUCGAGAGUUCGUCGUACGAUGGUCGCGGCGAGAUUAAAGUCUACCAAAACCUGACGAGCUAUCAUCGGGUGUUACAGCGUACAGAACAUCGUUACGUCGAGGCCGAGCUGAACCAUCAGCAUCAUCAGCAUCAUCAUCGUUCACCGAGCCACAAUCGGUCCCAGCAGAGCCACGGGGACGUGGACUCCCCCGUAGACGGGAAACCAUCGUACGGUUUGCUACUAGCGCCGUCGAUGAUAAAGACGGAGCGAGCGAGCCCAGACUCGGCGGCGACGCCAGGGCCGUGCGAGUCGACGUUCUCGCCCUGUGCCCCUCGGGGCCCGCUCUCGCCCGUUUCGCGUUCACCCACCAGCAACAGCAGCAGCAGCUCCGCGUCGUACGCUUACAUCGACUCCCCGCGAGCGCCCGCUAGCCCGUGCCUGCACGUGCACAUUCACGCACACGCGUCCCCUUUGUCGGAUUCCGAGAAGCCGAUCCGGGACUCGACGAAGUCCCAUAUCGGAGAGAAGGGGCCGGAGGACACGGCGGAGGAGAUCGGCGGGGCGAUCGUCAAGGAGGAAUUGAUGAUCGAGGAAGAGCAGGAGGCCAGCGAGGACGGAAGGGAGGCUGCCGUCUCUUACGUUGAUUAUCAAAGGCCACCACCUGUCGGCUCGCGUCCGGUGAGCCCGAUGCCCGAACGGGAAGGGUAUUCUUUGCCCUCGAGCCCGCGCAGACCCGCCAGUUCCGGCCGGUCCAGUAGCAGUUACUCCGACAGCGAAAUGGACCCUCUGGACUGCUCUUCCGGCAGCCAGAACUCGUCGAACGAUCUCGUACGGCGACGCUCGUUCUCCCUACGAUUCAAGCUGGACGUUCUGGACGCGUUUCAUCGGGACGUCAGCGUCGCCGGGAACCAACGAGCGACCGCCAGGAAAUUCGGCAUCAACCGCCGCCAGGUGCAGAAAUGGCUCGGCCAAGAGGACGAUCUUAGGGGCGAGAUCACGGUCCGCGGAAACUCGCGGCAACGACUGGGCCCCGUCCAGGAUGUCGCUUCCGGUGAGUCACCGGUCGAUCUCCGGACGUCAACCUAUGCGUCCGGCUUAUCGCAAGAUCGGAUCGCAGUGGAAUACGAGACAUCGCCGCCGCCGCCGCCGCUGCUUUACUGCUGCGACCUGGGCUCCUCCUCCUCGCAGCAUCUUCCAUACUACCAGCGCUCGGUCCUAGCGGACCCGGCCUCGGAGGGCGAGCAGACGGCUUCUUGCACCUUCUCUUGCUGUCUGGAGAGCAACCACGCGGCGGCAUCGGUCACCUCGUACUACCAGGAAGUGUCCUUAAGAGGAUCUUGCUACUCGGACCCGGCCAUCGGCCGGUACUGUUAUUCUCCUAUCGAGUACCCGACCGAGAUCAGGUGCGUUUCCGAGUUCGCCGAGGAGGCGGCGACCACCUCGUCCCGGAAGAGACACCACUGCGACCAGCCUUGCUGCUACGAGGAGCCCCGAUCGCCGAAAAAGAUCUACCUCGAGCUGGAAGAGCCGGCCAGGACCGGCUCGGCCUGCCAGGAAUCGCCGGCCCGAAAGACGCCGCCGCAACAGGCGCCGCUACAACAGGCGCCGCCGCGAGAGGCGCCGCCCCAGGAGACGCCACUUUGUCUCGUCAAGCCGAAGAGAUCCCCCGUCUCUUCGCCAUCCAGAACGGAGCCGGUCACCAGCACCGUGCCUACACCGCCCAUGACCAGCACCGUUCCAACACCGCCGAUGACCAGCACCACCGUUCCAACACCGCCGGCGACCAGCAGCGUGUCCACGCUGCCGGUGACCAUCAACCUGCUGCCCACGCUGCCGGUGACCAGCGCCAUAGCCGCACAACCAGUGACCAACACUAUACCCACACAGGCGGUCACCAACGCCGGGCCCACGCCGCCGGCAGCCGCCGCGCCUCCGCCUGCCGCUGCGGGACCAACGACCCAGGACGCCAUCCUCUUCAAGCCGUACCUCGACAAUCCCGUCAGCAAGCCCCCGAAGGAGCACACCGUUCAGAGGGACCUCUCGCCGGUCAGCAACCAGAACGUGAACAACAACAAUAACAACAACAACAACAACAACUGCCAAAGUAUCUGCAAUUUUAACGAGGCCCGAGGUCACGACUACGCCCUAGAGUUCAGUCUCCGACUACCGAUCUCCUGGAGAGCGCAUCCGAGCUCUUAUACCGAGUUCCCGCAGGUCAGGAGCGCGUUCGUUAGGUAUCCAUCGAGCCCUCAUUACACGUAAUUCGAAGACUAUAGCGAGACCCGACUUGGCGGAGUAAGAGCAACGAUUCUUUUUCACCCCACUUUCCGUUCAUUCGAGGAAGAUGCUCGUCCAAUAAGUGCCGAUCGCGAACGUUCGACGCUACGAUUUUGUAAAAUAUUUUCUAGGACGUGUUAAAUUCGAUCGGUCGCGAGACAGAAUCGUAAAAAUAGAAAUAACCAUCUUUUUCGAUUUUUCUUCAGCUUACUCGUGUUCAUCGAGUUUACCGAGUCGCUUCACGGGUCGUUCCUUCCGGCGAAACUCCGAUUUUGUAAAAUAUUUUCCAGGACGUUAAAUUCGAUCGGUCGCGAGACGGAAUCGCUUUCGUAAAAAUAGAAAUAGCCGUCUUUUUCGAUUUUUCUUCAGCUUACUCCUGUUCAUCGAGUUUGCCGGUCGUUCCUACCGGCGAAAGGGCGCGGAAAAGGAUUCACAGCGGAAGGAUCGACCGGUACGUGAUCUACGACACGUCGCGGCCGCGUCGUUCGACGCGCACACCACGUGAGCGUUUAUCGUUUCCACGGAUCGUCGGCGCGGCGUUACACAUCGCGAUAAAGUCUUAAUCGGCCAUUGGACGAUCGGAGGCGUGGUAGGAGAUUAUACAUGGUCGCGUUCUCCGUUCGCAUCUUUCUCUGGCGCGCCGGUAACGUAACGUCACCGCGUCGUCGCUCUCUCGCCGAACACACUCGCGCGUCCCGACGAAAAUCCGUGCGCGUAUUAUAUCUCUCCGCGGCGGCGGCGGCGGGACUUUUUUUUCGCGCGCGGCUCGCUUUAUCAUCGAGAUUACCGUUCGCGGCGGCUAUCGGCUAGGCCGUUUAGAGGUCGCGCGGAUUCGCUAUAAUUACAGAAUUAUGUCAGUCGCGUUGCCGAGAGAUAUCGAUCGCGGGGGGAGAAAAAAAGAAAAAGAGCUCUCCCUCGCGAAUCGAGUUUCUCGCGAUGCGUCACGUUACGCAACCCGUUCGACACGUACGCGUCGCGAUUUUCCACCCGAUCGAAGUAAAACGCGUCGGAAAAUUCGAAACGUAUUCGGAAAAUUCGUACGCGACUCUCCCGCCGGUUCUUUUUACUCCGCCUUGGUCGGCGAUCGAUCCUAGAUAUCGUUUAAUUGCUCAAACAAUUUCUUCCAUGCGCGGCAGCGCGGCCGUUGCACGCGCGAUGCGCAAGUAUUACGACAGGGUUCCGGUCUCCGUUUUUCUUUUCUCUCAUUAGACUCUCCCCGUCUUCUCUCGCGUUUCUUUAAGCGGCCGAGCCUCGGCUCGCGCGGCCUCUCCCACCUCGUUUCGUUUCGUUUCGUUUCUUUCCUUCUCGGCUGGAUCGAUAACCUGUAAAUAUGUAAAUAACCGCGACAAGCAAUCGAACGAUCCACCGGCUACUGGACACAAGAUCCGCGAGCCGAUCGGCUUCCGAGAGCGAGAAUUCUCUCUCUCUCGGAAGCCGAUCGACGUUUUCACGGGGCGUUUUCACGACGGUGUUCCGUGAGAACGGGGUUUGCUGGACGAAUCCGUAAUUUUUAAGACUUUCGACACCAAAUUCAUUCUGCUUAAUCGACUGACGCGAUUGUUCGACGCAGUCGGUAUUUGUUGCAACAGGAAACAAAUUUGAGUAACCUCUUUCGAUCCUUUCCGUAUGCAAGUAAGAUCAUUGCUCCGUGAUUCGUGAAACUAAUUCAAGCAAAAAGACAGAUAUAUUAGGGGGACCGGAAAGUUAUGUCGUUUGUUUACGUUAAAUUCAAACAGAUAAAUAUGCGCAGAAACGACAUUACUUUCUGGUCCCCUUAAUAUUUUGGAAUUUUAGAGAGAAACGCCGCCGUUUUGUAUCGCCGAAUUGAAUCCGAGACAGAGGUCGACUGUCGGCCAGCUGUUAUCUAAUUAUUUCUGCAACGUAAAUUCGUACGUUCUGUCCAGCCAGCCAGCAUUAUUCGAUUUAUAGCGAAUCGAUUCGAGUCCCUUGUCCGCAGCCGAAAUAGGAAGGAAAGAAAUGAACGUGCCACUCGGAAAGGAUCGUUUCCGCUAGAGAGGGAAUUGCUCGCCGUGCCUUCGGUUUCUGCCGGUCCACGAACAAACGCGCGGAAACUUAUACUCGUAGACUUACCUGUAAAUAAGCGGACACACAUAUAUUGUAUAUAAUAUAUAUGUAUAUAUAUAUAUAUUUUUUUGUUGUCAACGAAACAAAGUCAGUCCGCGAGAAAGGCUGAUCGUAGACUUACCUGUAAAUAAGCGGACACACAUAUAUUGUAUAUAAUAUAUAUGUAUAUAUAUAUAUAUUUUUUUGUUGUCAACGAAACAAAGUCAGUCCGCGAGAAAGGCUGAUCGUAGACUUACCUGUAAAUAAGCGGACACACAUAUAUUGUAUAUAAUAUAUAUGUAUAUAUAUAUAUAUUUUUGUCGUCAACGAAACAAAGUCGAUCCGCGAAAAAGGCUGAUCGUAGAUCAUUUUUCUCUACACGAGAACGCUUUGAGAAACAUGCGUGCCUUAUAGAACGGUCGAUAAAAAAAGGGUGGUUGUCGAGGAUCUUGAGCAGACCCUUCGACGAGCGCGACUCCGAAAAUUAGGUUAAAUAGUCCUUAAGUUAAUUAAUUUCUUGCUCAUACAAGGAAGGGUCACUUAGGUGUGCGUUUGCUUUGGUUAGGUUUAUUUGUAUUAUAUUUGGAUGUUUAUAUGUUUUAAAGAAGAGGGAUACGUAUUUUUCUACAUCGGUCAGAUCUUCUAUUUAGGGGGAGAAUAUAUAAUAAUAAGAUGGAUAUAUAAUGAAAGUUAAUUGAAGGAUUUUUAUCAGACUCGUUAUAAACUUAAUCUGUGGCUUUUCUGGACGUGUGAAUACUGUUUUCGUGGUUAGUUAUCCUCGACGAGGAGUAAACUACCCCUAAUGAUUUCAAUGCGCAUUUAAAAUACUUGAAAGCCGUAAGGAGUUCGUAAAAUCUUUCAGAAAUUUUAGAUUUCAUUCUGACAAAUUGUCGGCGACUGUAAUUGUCCGGGAGAGAUUUUACUGUAUUUUUUUGACUUGCAAAUAAUGACGAUUGUUGGGCGUAGCCUCGCUUAUUUUACAAUUGAUGACCUCACUUUGUCUUUUUUUAAUUCUCACGCUUUUAAUAUCAAUUUGCACUUUCAAAAAUAAUUAUAUAUCUGUAAUUAUUAUAUAUCUUUUAAAUAAUAGAACGCGCAAUUUUCAUUCUAUUAAGCAGUUCAUCACAAUCAGGGGUGGUUUACCCCUCGGUAAGGGUGGAAGGUCAUAAGUUCGCAAAUUUGUAAUCGCACAAUAAUUUGUUAGAAUGAAACAAGACCAGUAUUCGCCCACCCGGAUAUGCCACAAAUCAAGUUUACGGCAAGUUUGAUAAUAAUCCUUCCUCUUUCUCCUCCUAAACAUCAGAUUGAACCGAUACAAAGAAAAUACGUAUCCCCUAUCUUUUGAUUCUCCGAAAACCCUUCCUUGUUGGACGAAACGUUUGGAAAUGACGUGAAAACAGACUCGAGCCACUCGGAACAUUCUCCCUUAAGUAAUUUUGCUGCAGAACGUGGCGGUAAUACUCAGAAUUCAGUAACGCAAGAGUAAAAUGUCUACAACGGAAAAUGUAAAAGAAAAGAAAAAAAAAUAAAAAAAUUGAGAAUUAAAAAUGAAAA
This is a messenger RNA of Megalopta genalis, 7866 nucleotides long. NCBI's taxonomy places the organism in Eukaryota, Metazoa, Arthropoda, Insecta, Hymenoptera, Halictidae. The record is from RefSeq and is a predicted model, not a curated record.